AUGGCUGCUCCUACAACUCUUGUUGGCCCUCCAGAGCUCAAACAACCAGUAACCUCAUCACCACCACCACCACAAUUCCAAUUACUAUACCAACUUGCUUCCGUCCCAUCCACCACCAAGGAUAAUUACCGCUCCUUUGGUAACCCCUGCCAUGCAAUCUAUUUCAACGACAAAACUCAUAGACAUCUGAAGCAACUGCUCCCACUCGCCUGGUCCCGCAAUCCCCUAACCACCCUUAAGCUCAUCUGUAGCCUACUACGCUUCCAAGAGAAAGAAUUGUUUUACACGGCGGCGUCUUGGCUCUUCCAGAACCACCCCAAGACCCUAGCAUGCAACGUGGUGCCUAUUGCUGGGGCAUUGGGGGAUUUCAAAGACAUUCUGGAGGUUCUCUAUGGGAUUCUAGAUGUCAAUGCCGUGAGGAAGAGGAGGAGUCGGAGUCGGAAUUUGUGGUUUGUUUACGAGGAGGACGUGAUACAGAAGAAAGUAGGCAGCGGGGCAGAUAUUAGUAAUAAUACGAGAAAGAAGAUGAUCGACAUGGCAAGGAAGGCUGUUGAGAUGUAUGAAAGUGAUCCGGAUUAUCAACUGUUACACGAGCGGGUUUCGGAUCUUUACGCUGAAUGCUUGAAGUCUGAUAUUCAGAAUUUGAAGAAAUAUGAGAAGCAGAAGAUGGAAAAUGUCAAUGGUCCUGACAAGUUAAAUUUGGAGUUGAAGUUAACCAUGGCAGCCAAGUGGUGCCCUUCUGUCGAUUCCUUCUUUGAUCGCUCCACGUUGCUUUGUGAGACCAUUGCAAGGAAGCUUUUCCCGCAAGAGGAAUGCAAGAAAGCCCUUGAGGAAAGUCAUUAA
Prunus mume (Japanese apricot) is the source of this 843-nucleotide messenger RNA. NCBI's taxonomy places the organism in Eukaryota, Viridiplantae, Streptophyta, Magnoliopsida, Rosales, Rosaceae. The record is from RefSeq and is a predicted model, not a curated record.